AUGGACAUCUUAUACGAUAUACAUGUGGUGGACGCUGAUCUUAACAAAGUCACUGCUCACGCCUCUCCGCUAAAACUGUGCUGGAAGAGUUCGCUUAGAGUAAGUGCCGCUCCUGGAACAGAAACAUUUGAAAACAUGGCUUCUGAAGAAUGUCACAGCAUUGAAGGAACAGAAGUAACUGAUUUCUUGCGACAAAUGAAUCAGUAUUCAGUUGAGAAGCACAAUUCUGCCUAUGAACUGGUCGUAGAAACAGGGAUUCACGAAAACACUGAAGAAGCAUUUAUCACUCUCACUGCUCAAGAUAUCGCCAAGGAUGGAGCGCAAUCUCGUACAAAAACUUUCAGUACUGGAAAUUCUAAUGGAACAUUUCGUAUACCUCUUUUGCCUGAUUCCGUCUAUGCUGUUCAAUAUCAGUACACAAAAGUGAAACCGUUUCACUAUACAAGCGAGGAGCACUUUCUCGUGGAGACAACUUCAGAUUCCGAUAAUCUCACAGAGUCAUCGAACCCGCUUGUGGAAGCGUAUUUUGAGGUUGAGAAUCAUACGCUGAGCAAGGACGAAAUAAUCCAGAUCCCCACUGUUAGCCUCUUUCGCGGUGAAGCCUAUUCGACUGCUGAUAUAACGAUAACCAUGGACCCUCUUUGCGAAGAGACGAACAUUUCCAGUGUAACGUUUAGCAAUGAACAACCAAGCGCAAAAUUAGAUCUGAUGACCGCAGUUUGCUCGAACUUUCCACAAGCGGACUUCUGUAACGAGACAGAC
Molecule: messenger RNA, 762 nt
Organism: Strongylus vulgaris
Lineage: Eukaryota; Metazoa; Nematoda; Chromadorea; Rhabditida; Strongylidae
Source: the annotation of a GenBank genome assembly